Clavispora lusitaniae ATCC 42720 is the source of this 978-nucleotide messenger RNA. It is a transcript of the gene NBP35, whose product is annotated as Mrp/NBP35 family ATP-binding protein. NCBI's taxonomy places the organism in Eukaryota, Fungi, Ascomycota, Pichiomycetes, Serinales, Metschnikowiaceae. The record is from RefSeq and is a predicted model, not a curated record. Gene Ontology annotation, molecular function: 4 iron, 4 sulfur cluster binding; ATP binding; ATP-dependent FeS chaperone activity. Gene Ontology annotation, cellular component: cytosol. Gene Ontology annotation, biological process: iron-sulfur cluster assembly.
AUGACCCCAUCGGCUCUUCCUCUCAAAGCACCAGAACCUGAACAUUGCCCUGGGCCAGAAUCGGAAAAUGCUGGCCAAGGCGAUGCUUGUGCUGGAUGUCCCAAUCAAUCCAUAUGUGAAUCUCUACCCAAGGGCCCUGACCCCGACAUGCCAAUCAUAACGGCAAAAAUGCAAAAUAUCGACCACAAGAUUCUUGUUUUAUCCGGGAAAGGUGGUGUGGGCAAAUCAACGUUUACGUCUAUGCUUUCAUGGGCCUUAGCUGCGGAUCCAGACUUGGAAGUGGGUGCUAUGGACUUGGAUAUAUGUGGGCCUUCUCUACCUAGAAUGUUGGGAGCUGAAGGCGAGAGCAUACACCAGUCUAACUCGGGAUGGUCCCCUGUUUAUGUCUCUGACAAUCUUGGAUUGAUGUCUAUCUCAUUCAUGCUUCCAGAUCCAGAUGCAGCUAUUAUUUGGAGAGGAGCCAAGAAAAACGGCCUUAUCAAGCAGUUCAUGAAGGAUGUGAACUGGGGUGAACAUUUGGAUUAUUUAAUUGUGGAUACACCUCCAGGAACAUCAGACGAGCACCUUUCUGUCACCACGUAUAUGAAAGAUGCGGGUAUUGAUGGUGCCCUUAUAGUCACCACGCCACAAGAAGUUGCCCUUUUGGAUGUGCGGAAGGAGAUUGACUUUUGCCGAAAGGCUAAUAUCAAAGUGUUGGGCUUGGUCGAGAACAUGUCGGGAUUUGUGUGCCCAAACUGUAAAGGUGAAUCUCAAAUUUUCAAGCCUACCACGGGAGGUGGAGAACAGCUCUGUAAAGACAUGAACAUUCCGUUUCUCGGAUCUGUUCCCCUCGAUCCACGAAUUGGCCGAAGCUGCGAUAGCGGCGAAUGCUUCUUCGACGAAUAUGCAGAUUCCCCUGCCUCAGAGGCGAUCUUAGCUGUCGUAGACGCAUUGAGAGACCUGGUGGAGAUUCCCAUAGAUAAGUUAGCAAUCAAGUAG